Molecule: messenger RNA, 3240 nt
Organism: Aspergillus thermomutatus
Lineage: Eukaryota; Fungi; Ascomycota; Eurotiomycetes; Eurotiales; Aspergillaceae
Product: MFS transporter/fungal specific transcription factor domain-containing protein
Exons: 7
Coding region: 1-3240 (1079 amino acids)
Biological process (GO): DNA-templated transcription; transmembrane transport
Cellular component (GO): membrane
Molecular function (GO): zinc ion binding; DNA binding; transmembrane transporter activity
Source: RefSeq, a predicted model, not a curated record
AUGGCCGCAGUGAACGAAAAGACCGACUCUCAGUUCCAUGAAACGGUCCCCACUGGUGAUGGCGAUGUGGGCGAUGCCAUUGAACUGGCCCAGCAAGUGGCUGCAGCCAAGUAUAGCCCUUGGACCGCGAGUCUGUUCCGGCUGUACGGCUGUCUGCUGAUUGCGUAUCUCUGUGGCUGUCUGAAUGGCUACGAUGGAUCGCUCAUGGGCAGUUUGAACGCGAUGCAGAGCUACCUGGACUUCUUUCAUAUGAAAUCCGCCGGUUCUAGUACAGGACUCGUUUUCGCCCUCUACAACAUCGGUUCCAUCCCCGCCGUGGUCCUUUCAGGUCCAGUCAAUGACUAUCUGGGCCGUCGCGCCGGCAUGUUUACCGGUGCAGUCAUCAUCAUCAUAGGCACAUGCAUCCAGGCCCCCUCGGUCAACCAUGGUAUGUUCAUGGCCGGUCGAUUUAUCCUCGGUUUUGGCGUGAGUUUCUGCUGUGUCAGUGCGCCUUGCUACGUUAGCGAAAUGGCGCACCCGGCUUGGAGAGGCACUCUGACUGGUCUGUACAACUGUACCUGGUAUAUCGGGUCAAUUGUCGCUAGUUGGGUGUCAUACGGCUGUGCCAAUGUCCAUGGCGCUAUCGGGUUCCGCAUCCCCAUCUGGUGCCAGCUUAUUUCGUCCGUGAUUGUCGCCUUGGGAGUCUGGUUUCUACCGGAAUCGCCACGGUGGCUUAUGGCGCAGGACCGCGUUGAGGAUGCCGUCAGAGUGCUGGCCACAUACCACGGAGAAGGCGACCGUAACCAUCCCAUGGUCACCCUUCAGAUCAAGGAGAUGCGGCAUCAGAUUAUGACCGACGGCUCGGACAAGAAAUGGUGGGAGUACCGAGAGCUGUUCAACACGCACUCUGCGCGUCGAAGGCUGAUCUGUGUCGUUGGUAUGGCGUGCUUUGGACAGCUGUCGGGUAACUCGGUCACCUCCUACUAUCUGCCCAACAUGGUGGCCAACGCCGGGAUCACGGAUGAAAAGACCAAGCUGAUGCUCAACGGCAUCUACCCAGCCAUUUGCCUGGUGGCAGCGGUUACAGGGGCCCGCUUGACAGGCAAGAUUGGCCGCCGUCCCUUGAUGAUCUACUCGCUGCUUUUCUGCUCGGUGGCAUUUGCGGUCAUUACGGGAACCUCGAAGAUGGCGACAGACCAGCCGGACAAUAAGAAUGCGGCCAACACGGCCAUCGCAUUCAUCUACCUGUUCGGUAUCGUCUUCUCAUUUGGCUGGACCCCAUUGCAGAGCAUGUACAUUGCCGAGACUCUCACGACAACCACCCGCGCCAAGGGUACUGCCGUUGGCAAUCUCAUGUCCAGCAUCAGCAGCACCAUUAUCCAGUAUGCGUCCGGGCCGGCCUUUGACAAGAUCCACUACUACUUCUACCUGGUGUUUGUGGGCUGGGAUCUGGUCGAGGCGGUAGUCAUUUGGUUCUACUUCCCUGAGACUAAGGAACGAACUCUCGAGGAACUGGCCGAGGUGUUUGAGGCGCCCAAUCCAGUCAAGAAGAGUCUGCAGAAGAGAGAUAUCAAUUCUGUCUUGAACACACUGGAGGUUGAGGGAGAUACCAAGGCGUACAAGAACAAGAGCGAUCUGAUUCUCGAGGUGACUGUUCGCUCAGAGCGACUGCUACAGGAGAUGUCGGCUCAAUUGGCCAGGGUGUCAGGAUUGCUGGACAACAAACCGUCAUCGCAAUAUCAUACAUCUCCAACGGCCAUAAUCUCUCCUUCCACAGUCAAUGCGGGUCACCGUCCCGACAGCCCUGGCGACCACAUCUCCAACGCCACCCUGUCAGCCUUUCAUGCCUCCACUACCGAGUCCAUCCUGGCAUGGCCGCACUUCAACGACUUUCAGUCUCUGCGGGAAGACCACAGUUUCUCCGUCUUCCAUCUGGAGUCCAGUCGUGCGCCACUCGCGCCCCGUCCAGCAACGGUCCAUCCCUACGCCAGCCGAAGCGAAGUCGACCGCUUAGUGCAUAGUUUCCAGCGCAACGUCAAUUUUUGGUAUCCCACCCUGUCUCUAGCCCAGACGGCCGAGGUACAGGCGCACAUAUGCACGGGCGUGUUUGACGACAGCAUCAAAUCCUGUCUGGCCCUGUUGGUGAUGGCCCUGGGGUGCGCGAGUGAACUGAUCUGCUCGUAUGCGGCCAAUGAAGAUCCAGACUCGGAAGAGCUGGAGCUCCGCAGUCAUCGUCGAGCGAUGGGCGAGAUCUAUUUCGAUUGUGCGUUCAAAAAGAUCUAUCUGGCGCAGACCGAGUGCUCCGUGGAUGCCGUGCAAUCUUUAUUUUUUACAGCCAUCUUCUUUGCAUUUCUUCAACGCCCCCUGCAAGCGUGGUCGUUCAUCCACGCCACUGCCGCCAAAUGCCGUCUCCUCUUAGCGUACCAUAACCCCGACGCCAACCCGGAAGAGCAGGAGUGUCUCCGCCGGAUCUUCUGGUCUUGCUACAUCUUAGAAAGUGACUACCUUGCCGAGCUCUCCGCACUCCCGCAAACCGGCAUCGCCGACAUCGAGUCCUCCAUCCCCCUACCAGGAGAAUACCAAACCCACCACUCGCGAACUGACGAGGAACAAUCCUCGCUCUACUUCCUCGCCUGCAUCUCCAUGCGCCGUCUCCUCAAUCGCGUCCACAACCUCCUCUACGCCCGCGACACCGGCGUCGCCUUCGACAACCACCAGUUCCCCUCCGUCGUGGCCGAACUCGCCCACCAGCUCGAGGAAUGGAAGGACCUGCUCCCUCCCCCGUUCCAGUUCACCGUGGACCUUCACCCGCAGGCACGCCCCGCAGGCGCAUUUCUCCGACAGCGCUAUCUAACCUGCAAGAGCGUCAUCUACCGCCCGUACCUCACCUGGGCGCUCUCCAUGACCGCCACCGCGACGGUGGAGCACGUCCCGUCCGCCGUGUUCGAAGGGUGCAAGGUCUGCCUCGAGGCGUGCUGGCUGCACGCGCAGAACCUGGGGAGUUUUCCGCACACGGUGCUGGUGGAUACGUGGAUCUGCUCGUUGUCGAUGGCGAGUGUCAUGUUGAUUACGCUGGCUGCGUCGCGGCGUACGGCGCUCAGGGGCUGCCUGUCGCCGGAAGUGGCGGAGAUGGGACCCCAUCUGGCCAAGCUCCUGACGCAGUGGAUGCAUAUUCCCGGCCAUGGCGUGUCGCCUAGUGUUUUGCAGGGCGUGAAGCUUAUUGGUGAUGCGGGGGUGUUGUUGAGGAUGAGAUUGGGGUGA